AUGGAUGUGAAAGACCGAAAGCCAUACCGUUCUUUGACCAAACGUUGCGAUGCUGAACGGCGCUAUACCAGCUCCUCCGCGGAGAGCGAGGACAGCAAAAUCCCGCAGAAGUCGUACAGUUCCAGCGAGACUCUGAAAGCCUAUGACCAGGAUUCCAGAAUGAUCUACGGCAGUCGGGUUAAAGACAUGGUACCCCAAGAAGCAGAUGAGUACUGUCGAACAGGAACCAACUUUUCUUUACAAGAACUGGGCUUUGAAGAUGUCUCUCCACCCCAUGGGACUUUAUAUCGGACUGACUUAGGGCUGCCCCACGGCAGCUACUCCAUCAGUGCUGGCUCCGACGCCGAUACGGAAAUGGACGCCAUCAUGUCGCCAGAACACCCGGUGCGAUUGUGGGCACGCAGCACCAAGUCCGGGCGUAGUUCCUGUUUGUCCAGCAGGGCCAACUCCAACCUUACCUUGACCGACACAGAACACGACAACACAGAAACAG
This is a messenger RNA of Notechis scutatus (mainland tiger snake), 493 nucleotides long. The record is from RefSeq and is a predicted model, not a curated record. Lineage: Eukaryota; Metazoa; Chordata; Lepidosauria; Squamata; Elapidae.